Messenger RNA from Sordaria macrospora k-hell, 918 nucleotides. RefSeq lists its product as uncharacterized. NCBI's taxonomy places the organism in Eukaryota, Fungi, Ascomycota, Sordariomycetes, Sordariales, Sordariaceae. The record is from RefSeq and is a predicted model, not a curated record.
AUGAGGACAUCGCUCUCUGUUGGCCAACUGGCCGUCGCAUUUCUCUCUUUGUCGCCUAUUGCGUCCGCUUCUGGGCUAUGGCCUAGGUUUCUUCCAGAUAUCGACUCACUCGUCGUGAGGGCAGACCCAGAGCCAGCAUCUUCCGAAGCGCCAGUACCAACGCCGACAGAGAAGACCACGGCGAAGCCUACAAGCAGCGCCAACGAGGACGAAGAUGCCACAACCACCGCCGCCACCACGACGAAGAAGGGGGGGCCCAUAACCACCGAGUACAACACUGGUCUGCACACUAAGAGUGACUCUGACUCUGAGUCUGGCUCUGGCUCCGGCACCAAGACAAAGUCGGGCACCAAGGCGACGACGACAAAGCACAAGACCUUCGACCCACGAGACCCUCCUGGCGGCGUCGUCAUGAUCACCCCCUCGGCUGCGGCCGGCUCCCAGCUCUACAAGAUUGGCGACCACAUCACCUGGGCCUGGAAUUAUACCAGCAUUCAGGCCAAGCCCACAGCCGUUGACGUGCUCGUCUCGUGCAAGGCCCUCACGCAGACCUGGACGCUCACGCAAAACAUGACCUACACCACCCCGGCCUCAUUCACGUGGGACACGGAGGCCUUCCAGACCCAGCAUGUCGAGAACCCGUUGGCGGUGGAGUCGUACACCCUCCUCAUCCACGACUCGGACUCCGCCUUCACCGCGGCUCCUGAGGCCGGCUAUCUCGCGCCCUUCGCCGGCUUCAGCUUUGUUCUGUACACGCCGCAGCCCUACACCCCCCUUGCUAGCGGCUGGGUGUGCGCGACCUGCAGCGGCGGUGUUUCCGAUAUCGAUAAGCGGGCGUUUGGCGCGGUGGUGGCCAUGAGCGUGGUCACGGUUUUCAGCUUCACCUGGUUCGUUACCGGGUUUGGCGGACUCAUUUGA